UUCAGGUGGCCUGGUCUUACAGUUUUAUAACCAUGUCUAUGUGUGAUGAUUUCAUGAUAUGCAACUACAACAAAUGCAGAACCAAGCUAUCCGGGUAUGCAUGGGUAACAGCCUGUUCACACAUCUUCUGUGACCAGCAUGGAUCAGGAGAAUUUAGUCAGUCACCAGCAGUGUGUCCAGCAUGCAACAAUACUCUGACUGGCAAGCUAGAUAUUGUUCGGGUUGAGCUAAAUCCUUCAGAUGAAUACAAGGCAGUAGUACUUGCUGGGCUCAGACCUGAGAUAAUCCUGGACAUCAGUUCUCGAGCUAUUACAUUUUGGACAUAUCAGAUUCAUCAGGAGCGCUUAUAUCAAGAAUAUGUACAAAGCAAGGCGGAAGGAAAGCUUAAGCAAAUGGAAAAAUUUUACACCCAACACAUGCAAAGUAAAGAUGCAGAGCUGGCAUCAGUGAAAGGAGAACUGUCCUCAAUAAAGAAGGUCCUUGAGGAGUACAAACGCAAGUACAGUGAGGUUUCUGAAAAACUGAUGGAACGCAACCGUCAGUAUCAAAAACUACAAGGUCUUUAUGAUAAUAUGCGGCUUCGAAACAUGGUGGUGAAUAAUCAGGAGGCAGAGAACUGCCUUUCCAGCCACUUGUUCACAUUUAAUCCUGGUCAGAUGAAUUGCCAUACUCCAAAAUCUACCCCAGUCAGAGGCACUGCUGUUGAUCCCGAAAUACGGCAGAUGUUCUUCAGGUCACCAGCAAAAGACAAUGAUAAGACAGAUGGAGGGAAGGUAGCUUUUUUCCAGUUUGGUUCACCUAAUAACAACCAAGAGCUUUGUGGAUGUAAAGGAAAUACCUUUUACAGCAAAAAGCAUUAGACUGUUUCAUCCUUGGUUACUUCAUUUAGGUAAUAUUUUGGUUGUGAUGUAAACAAAACCUUUAGCUUUCCUCAAAUUACAAAAACCUUUUUGAUUAGAGGGGGGUAUGACUUGCACUGAAAAUCAUUGAUAAAUGUGAAAUGCCUAGUCUGCAUUGUUUGUUUAAUGUUGUUAUGGAGUAAUCUGCCAGAAUUUAAAAUGAUAUCGUCAUGACUUUAAGUAUGCACGUCUUUUGAACAAAUCUGUUUAUAUAUUUUGUGUCUUUUCAAUACACGUGAGGGAGGUAAAAGUAUGUGUGCUGCAUGUGGAGAUUUCUGUAUUAAAAGUGUGGACUUCACUCAAUGUGCUGGUUCAUAUAAAUGUUCCCUGGUUGUGACAUUUACUGUUUAUGUACCAAUCUACUAAUCCAAAACAUCAAUGUCUGUUAAAAUAAUAAGGCUGUCAUUUCACUUGCAGUCCACCCCACCAAUAUGAUUAUACUU
Molecule: messenger RNA, 1342 nt
Organism: Erpetoichthys calabaricus (reedfish)
Lineage: Eukaryota; Metazoa; Chordata; Cladistia; Polypteriformes; Polypteridae
Product: E3 ubiquitin-protein ligase CCNB1IP1
Exons: 3
Coding region: 33-860 (275 amino acids)
Biological process (GO): reciprocal meiotic recombination
Cellular component (GO): synaptonemal complex
Molecular function (GO): ubiquitin protein ligase activity
Source: RefSeq, a predicted model, not a curated record